Molecule: messenger RNA, 1953 nt
Organism: Trichosurus vulpecula (common brushtail)
Lineage: Eukaryota; Metazoa; Chordata; Mammalia; Diprotodontia; Phalangeridae
Product: zinc finger protein 883-like
Exons: 6
Coding region: 109-1953 (614 amino acids)
Biological process (GO): negative regulation of transcription by RNA polymerase II
Molecular function (GO): DNA-binding transcription repressor activity, RNA polymerase II-specific
Source: RefSeq, a predicted model, not a curated record
AGGACCUGAAGACCGGGACUUGUGUGGACUGGCUUUCGUGGGACGGUGCCCCCAGUUCUUAGGACCCUGCCUUUUUGUAAGAGAAAAAGGACAGAAGAAGAGGGAAUAAUGACAAUGUUCCUGGCUGUCAGAUACCAGGAAUCAGUGACAUUCAAGGAUGUAGCUGUGAACUUUAGCCAGGAGGAGUGGGGACAGCUGAACCCUGCUCAGAGGAAUCUGUACAAGGAUGUGAUGCUGGAGAACUACAGAAACCUCAUCUCACUGGGACUUCCCAUAGCUAAACCUGAUGUGAUCUUCCAGCUGGAGCAAGGCAAAGAGCCGUGGUUACUUGGUCUGCCAAGAGCUAAAGAAAGAGAGUCGCCAAAAAAUUCUUCUUUGGACUGGAAGAGUCAUAAGACCCAGAAGUCAUCUCCAAAGCAGAAAAUUUCACAAGUAGAAUCAUUAGGAACAUUAAUAGUAAACUCUGCAUGUAGAGGAGUUCGUGUACGUGGUGGCACAUUGGACAGGAAGAAGGAGAACUCUGAAGGGGAGGCAUGGGAGACAUUCCUUUCCCAUCAGAGAGAUUCUAGGCAACUAUUAAUUAUUCCCCCCCAAAACACCACUAAGGAGCAAAGCCAAGAAUUUAGCCAAUGUGGGGAAACUAUUGCCUGCUCAUCCAUUACUCAACAUCAGAGAAGUCAUACUGGAGAGAGUCCCUAUGAAUGUAAUGAAUGCGGGAAAAUCUUUAGCUGGAAAUGCAAUCUAACACGACAUCUGCUAACACAUACUGGAAAAAAGCCUUACAAAUGUAAGGAAUGUGGAAAAUCCUUCUUGAACCAUUCUUACCUUACGUCCCAUAAGCGAAUUCAUACUGGAGAGAAGCCCUAUGAAUGUGGUGAAUGUGGAAAAGCCUUCUCUAAACAUUCAUCCCUUACUGAACAUGAGAGAAUUCAUACUGGAGAGAAGCCUUAUAAAUGUAAUCGUUGUGGAAAAGCUUUCAGACAUAGAAGUGCCAUUAUGAGACAUCAUAUGACUCAUACAGGAGACAGUCCCUAUAAAUGUAGCGAAUGUGGGAAACCAUUCUUAAACCCUUCAUCCCUCAUGGUUCAUGAAAGAAUUCAUACUGGAGAGAAGCCCUAUGAAUGUGAUGAAUGUGGAAGAGCCUUUGCUAGGCAUUCAUCCCUUUCUCUACAUCAGAGGAUCCAUACUCAAGAGAAGUCCUUUGGAUGUGAUGAAUGUGGAAGAACCUUCUUUGACUUUCCAUCACUUACUCGACAUCAAAAGAUCCACUCUGGAGAGAAACCCUACUUAUGCAGUGUGUGCGGAAAAACUUUUUGGUGGAAAUGUAAUCUCACUAGACACCAGCUAAUACAUACUGGAGAGAAGGCUUAUGAAUGUAAUGAAUGUGGGAAAGCCUUCUUUGAUGGAUCAGCUCUUACUCAACAUCAGAGAACUCAUAAAGGAGAGAAGCGUUACAAAUGUAACGAAUGUGGAAAAGCCUUGUCUAAACAGUCAUCCCUUACUGAACGUGAACGAAUUCAUACUGGAGAAAAACCCUAUGAAUGUGAUGAAUGUGGGAAAGCUUUCACCCUGAAAAGUACCCUUACUAGACAUCAACGAACACAUAUUGGAGAAAAACCCUAUGAAUGUGAUGAAUGUAGGAAAUUUUUCAGUCAGAAAAGUAAUCUUACCCGACACCAGCUAACACACACUGGAGAGAAGGCUUAUGAAUGUAAUGAAUGUGGGAAGGCCUUCUUUGACCAAUCAGCCCUUACUCAACAUCAGAGAACUCAUAAGGAAGAAAAGCUAUAUGAAUGUGAUGAAUGUGGAAAAGCCUUCACUCUGAAACGUAACCUUACUAGACAUCAGUUAAUUCAUACUGGAGAGAAGCCUUAUUUUUGCAGUUUAUGUGGGAAAGUUUUCAGUAGCAAGUCAUCUGUCAUCCAACAUCAGCGACGUUAUGUCAAAGAUUAA